AUGAAAGUGUCCGGAAAGGUGUCCGCGGACACCCGGACACCGCGACGAGUCCGCCAAACCGUUGAUCUGAAACAGAAUAAAGUUGGCACGCUACGUGCUUGGUAUUGGCUACCACCGCAAGGCACGCAUCCGAUGAUCCGCGACACUUCCGCCCAGGACCAGAUCGUUUCCUCCGCACCGGCCAGCGCCACCCGCGCCAACUGGCACCGCUACCGUUGGCCGGCGGCGGGCGCCCUCGUGCUGCUGGCCGGCAUCGGCUGGGCCGUGCACGCCUGGUCCAACGCCAGCCGCUCCUUCGACAGCAGCCGCGUACGCAUCGCCGAAGUGAAGCAGGGCGACCUGGUCCGUGACAUCGCGGCCGACGGCCGGGUGAUCGCCGCCAACAGCCCGAUCCUGUACGCCAUCUCGGCCGGUACCGUGGACCUGAAGGUGGUCGCCGGCGACGUAGUCAAGAAGGGCCAGGAACUGGCGAUCAUCGACAGCCCGGAACUGCGCAGCAAGCUGGCCCAGGAACAGGCCACCCUGGCCGGCCUGGAGGCCGAGGCCAGCCGCGCCGCGCUGGACGCGACCCUGGCCCGCGCCAAGUCGCGCAAGGAAACCGACCAGGCCACCAUCGAACGGCAGGCUGCCGACCGCGACCUGCAGCGCUACCAGCGCGGCUACGACGGCGGUGCGGUGCCGCAGAUCGACCUGGCCAAGGCCAAGGACUCGCUGAAGAAGGCCGACAUCACCCUGGCCAACGCCACCACCGAUGCACGCCUGCAGAGCCAGGGCGCCGACCUGGACGCACGCAACAAGCGGCUGCUGGCCGAUCGCCAGAAGGCCGUGGUGGCCGAAGUCGGCCAGGUGCAGGCGAUCCAGUCCACCAACCUCGCCGCCAACGCACCGGUGCUGGGCGUGGUCGACCUGUCCAAGUUCGAAGUCGAGAUCAAGGUUCCGGAGAGCUUCGCCCGUGACCUGGCGAUCGGCAUGCCCGCACAGCUGACCGGCGGCAACGGCCAGCCGUUCCCGGGCGAGAUCAGCGCGGUGUCGCCGGAGGUGGUCAACGGCGAGGUCAACGCCCGCGUUCGCUUCGCCAGCGCGCAGCCGGAAGGCCUGCGUCAGAGCCAGCGGAUGUCGGUGCGCGUGCUGCUCGAUACCCGCAGAAACGUGCUGAAGGUCGAGCGUGGCCCGUUCGUCGAACAGGGCAACGGCAUCGCUUACGUGAUGGAUGGCCGCACCGCCGUGCGCCGUCCGGUGGAACUGGGCGUCAGCAGCCUGGGCGAAGUGGAAAUCAAGUCGGGUGUGCAACCGGGAGACCGCAUCGUGGUCUCCGGCAGCGACCUGUUCAAGGACGCCGAACGCGUCUCCGUCAACUGA
Cylicocyclus nassatus is the source of this 1359-nucleotide messenger RNA. The record is from the annotation of a GenBank genome assembly. Lineage: Eukaryota; Metazoa; Nematoda; Chromadorea; Rhabditida; Strongylidae.